AUGACCCCAUGGGAAGUAGAACCCGCCCGUCUCCUCGCCCGGGACAAUGACCUGGAAGACGAGAACCAGAAGCUCGCCGAUAAUAACCAUAUCCUCGUGAUAAACAUUAUUGCUGCUCAAGCCGCUACUCAAGCUACCGCUCAUGAACGCAGCCGUGGCGACGCAAGAUUUGACCGCAUGGUGGACGGUAUCAGCUAUCUCACUACUGAGAUUCGCGCUGUAAUGUCGUUGACGCAAUUUACACUGUCUCCGGAGGUCCAUGUGAGCACUUGGAAGGAAGACGACGGCAACUUCAAGUGGGUGGCGAAGACGAGCUCCGAUUUUUACCGUCAGGAAACGGCAUUGACUUGCAUUGCUGCGGACACGGUUUCUGCAACUUAG
Molecule: messenger RNA, 381 nt
Organism: Peronospora matthiolae
Lineage: Eukaryota; Oomycota; Peronosporomycetes; Peronosporales; Peronosporaceae
Source: the annotation of a GenBank genome assembly